Lolium rigidum is the source of this 2283-nucleotide messenger RNA. Its product is annotated as subtilisin-like protease 3. The transcript has a single exon. NCBI's taxonomy places the organism in Eukaryota, Viridiplantae, Streptophyta, Magnoliopsida, Poales, Poaceae. Bases 1 to 2283 code for a protein of 760 amino acids. The record is from RefSeq and is a predicted model, not a curated record. Gene Ontology annotation, molecular function: serine-type endopeptidase activity. Gene Ontology annotation, biological process: proteolysis.
AUGGCGAUCUUAACCAAUCUCCUAUUACCUCUUCUCUUAGUCGCCACCAUCUCCCCCGCACCUGCACUAUGCUAUGUCAACCCUGGUGCUAUGAAAUUGCGAGAUGCCACAGUCACUUCUUCUUAUCGCACAUACAUUGUGCUCGUCCAGCCACCGCGCUCGAAUGCCAGCGAAGACAUGCACCGUCGGUGGCACAUGUCGUUCUUGCCUAGCUCGCACACCGACAACAUCAGCGAGGCACGUCUCCUUCACUCGUACACCCAGGUGUUCAGUGGCUUCGCCGCGAGGCUCACCGACGCCGAGGUCGACGCGGUGGCCAAGAAGCCGGGGUUCGUGCGCGUUUUCCCGGACAGGACGCUGCAGCUCGCGACCACGCACACGCCGGAGUUCCUCGGGCUGAAGAACGGCACCGGGAUCUGGAGCAGUGCUGAUCACGGCAAGGGUGUGAUCAUUGGUCUGCUCGACAGCGGCAUCCACGCGGCGCAUCCUUCCUUCGACGAUCAUGGUAUCCCGCCGCCGCCGGCGAGAUGGAAGGGCUCAUGCAAGGCAGCCCGGUGCAACAACAAGCUCAUCGGUGCCAAGUGGUUUGUUGGGGGCGACUCUGCCGAUGAGGUGGGCCAUGGAACGCACACCUCGUCUACGGCUGCUGGGAACUUCGUAAGCGGCGCCUCCUACAAGGGCGUGGGUGCCGGCACCGCCGCCGGAAUUGCGCCCGGCGCCCACGUCGCCAUGUACAAGGUGUGCAGCGAGGAGGAGUGUGAGACAUCCACCAUAUUGGCCGGCCUGGACGAGGCCAUCAAGGAUGGGGUGGACGUGCUCUCGGUGUCCAUCGGAGGUGACACCAGCAUCAGCUUUGAGCAUGACCCCAUCGCCCUCGGCGCCUUCAGUGCGGUAUCCAAAGGCAUCACCGUGGUGUGCGCGGGCGGCAACAGCGGCCCCGCGAAGAUCACCGUCACCAACGACGCGCCAUGGCUGCUCACGGUCGCCGCCGGCUCGGUGGACCGGAGCUUCGACGCCAGCGUGUAUCUCGGCGACGGCAGGCGCGUCGACGGAGAAACGCUCACCCAGCUGGCGGCCAAGCCCAGCUCAGAGCGGUACCCUCUGCUCUACUCCGAGGCACGACAGUACUGCGAGUACGAGGGCGACCGCUCCGUCGCCGGGAAGAUUGUGGUUUGCGGGCUAACGAACUCCAAGGAUCAAGCGUCCAACGUCAAAAGCAUAGUGGACGCUGGCGCCGCCGCCGUUCUGCUGUACAACGACGAACUCGGCGGCUACACCACCAUUCUUAUGGAUUACAACACCAGCGUGGUUGAGGUAUCCGCCGCCGAUGGAAAGGUCCUCAGAGAUUACGCGACGUCGGCGAAAAACAGUGUUGCGUCUCUCACAUACAACAACACGUUGCUGGGUGUUCGUCCGGCCCCAGUGGUGGCGUGGUUCUCUGCUCGGGGUCCAAGCGGCAUCGCCCCCGGCAUUCUCAAGCCGGACAUACUGGCACCGGGGCUCAACAUCCUCGCCGCAUGGCCCCCUAAAACGGACUCUGGAUCGGGGCCUUUCAACAUCAUAUCCGGCACAUCCAUGGCGACGCCGCACAUCAGUGGCGUUGUAGCUCUCGUCAAGAGCUUGCAUCCUGAUUGGUCUCCGGCCGCCAUCAAGUCUGCCAUCCUGACGACCUCCGAUGUCGUCGACAACACUGGUGGCCCGAUCUUGGACGAGCAGCACGGGAAAGCCAAUGCGUGCGCAAGAGGCGCUGGCCAUGUGAAUCCGACGAGAGCUGCUGACCCUGGCCUUGUGUACGACAUCACCGCCGCAGAGUUCGCCGGCUACAUCUGCUGGCUCCAAAGCACCGACGCCAAGGCUGCCAGUCUGCUGAACUCGAGCUUGCCCUGUGGCGACCUGCCCAAGAUCACCGAAGCGCAACUCAAUUACCCAACCAUAACCGUGCCGCUGAGGCCGACACCGUUCAUCGUCAACAGGACGGUGACAAACGUCGGCCCGGCGGAAUCGACCUACACUGCGAAGGUGGAAGCACCAACGACAUUGGCGGUCCAUGUCUCACCGGAGACGCUGUCCUUCUCUAAGGUUGGAGAGAAGAAGACGUUCAGCGUGUCGGUGAGCGGCCACGGCGUGACCGAAGAAGAACUCACCGCAGAGGGAAGCCUGAGCUGGGUGUCGGAGAAGCACGUCGUGCGGAGCCCGGUCGUUGCCAUAGUCGGGAUCGGCAGGCGCGGCAGCCCUCCUCCCGCGGCUUCACCACCAGGCAGGACGUUGUCACACCUUACUUGA